AUGCAUGGCUUGGCCGCUGCUUUGGGGGAGCCCUUUGAGGACAUCUGGGCAUUUACUUUGAUCUACAGCAUCUCUGGCGGGUGCACGAGCGUCGUCGGUAACGACAUGGAGGCGGGCACCGUCGUCCACGGCCGCCUCCUCGACUACCCCAUGGCAGUCAAGCCGAUCCAGCUGCAUGCAGUGUUCACCAAGGGAGGUAGCACGGCGUUCGAGUGCGUCAUAUAUGUGGGGUUCAUCGGGUGUUUGACGGGGAUGGUUCCUGGUGGGUACUCGAUCUCUUCUGAACCAGAAAGACACGACACAAUCUGA
Molecule: messenger RNA, 309 nt
Organism: Prorocentrum cordatum
Lineage: Eukaryota; Dinophyceae; Prorocentrales; Prorocentraceae
Source: the annotation of a GenBank genome assembly